AUCACAAUGGGUUAAAGCACUGAGUCCCGGGAAGAAAAACUACAGGCCUUGUCACCCUGACCAGGUCAUCAUGUCAAGGGCUUCCAGAGGAGAUAAACUUCUGAGCGACCUCGGUUACAAGUUGGGCCAAACCUUGGGGGAAGGCAGCUAUUCCAAGGUGAGAGUAGCCACUUCGGCCAAAUACAAGGGGCCACUAGCCAUCAAAAUGGUGGACCGGCGUCGAGCGCCCCGGGAUUUUGUGGAGAAGUUUCUGCCGAGGGAACUCUCCAUCUUGAGAGGGAUCCGUCAUCCGCACAUCGUCAGGGUCUACGAGUUCAUCGAAGUCUGCAACGGGACACUGUACAUUGUGAUGGAGGCCGCGUCUACAGACCUCCUGCAGAUGGUGCAGAAGACAGGCAAAUUGCCCUGCGCCCCUGAGGCGCGGGACAUCUUUGCCCAGGUGGUGGGUGCUGUGCGCUACCUCCACGACCGGCAUUUGGUGCACCGGGAUCUCAAGUGCGAGAACGUGCUGCUCACUUCGGACGGCCGCCGAGCAAAGCUGACCGACUUUGGCUUUGGCAGAGAAUCGCGCGGGUACCCGGAGCUGAGUACAACCUACUGUGGUUCUGCGGCCUACGCCUCUCCCGAGGUCCUCAUGGGCGUCCCCUACGACCCCAAAAAGUACGACGUGUGGAGUUUGGGCGUCAUGCUCUACGUGAUGAUAACUGGCUGCAUGCCCUUCGAUGACACCCACAUUCAUAACAUGCCGUGCCGCCAGAAGAAAGGCGUCGUUUUCCCCGAAGACCUGCCCGCUUUGGCGGAGCCCUGCCAAGCCCUUAUUAAGCAGCUGCUCCAGUUCAGCCCAGAAUCCCGGCCCUGUGUGGGGCAAGUAUCUAAGAACAGCUGGCUGAAGGGGGAAGCCUAAGUGUGAUGGCUUUCGCCAGGACACCUACCAGACGCAGCUGCUUCAAGGGAGGGGGGGUCAUGUUAACCGGACAAUGGAAACGUUUAAGUUGUCAGAAAGGUUUCUGGGAUUGUUGAGCAUGAGAAGAAGUAAGUGGGCAAACUGAUUUAGCGGGGGGAAAGGAAAAAGAGAAAAGCAAUUCAGAUGUAAGUUCCUCUGAAAUUAACGGGACUUACUUCCAAACAAAUGUAUUUAGGUUUGGGGUGCCAAUGAGAUCUUUAAAACCC
Podarcis lilfordi (Lilford's wall lizard) is the source of this 1170-nucleotide messenger RNA. NCBI's taxonomy places the organism in Eukaryota, Metazoa, Chordata, Lepidosauria, Squamata, Lacertidae. The record is from the annotation of a GenBank genome assembly.